This is a messenger RNA of Python bivittatus (Burmese python), 363 nucleotides long. RefSeq names its product SRY-box transcription factor 2 (gene SOX2). The record is from RefSeq and is a predicted model, not a curated record. Gene Ontology annotation, molecular function: DNA-binding transcription activator activity, RNA polymerase II-specific; RNA polymerase II cis-regulatory region sequence-specific DNA binding. Gene Ontology annotation, cellular component: nucleus. Lineage: Eukaryota; Metazoa; Chordata; Lepidosauria; Squamata; Pythonidae. Gene Ontology annotation, biological process: neuron differentiation; negative regulation of transcription by RNA polymerase II; brain development.
AUGCAAAACGCGGAGAACAUAAAGCGCCUCGGGGCCGAGUGGAAACUUUUAUCCGAGGCGGAGAAGAGGCCCUUCAUCGACGAGGCCAAGCGGCUGCGCGCCUUGCACAUGAAGGAGCACCCGGAUUACAAAUACAGGCCCCGCAGGAAAACCAAGACUCUGAUGAAGAAGGAUAAGUACACGCUGCCGGGCGGGCUGCUGGCCCCGGGCUCCAACUCCAUGGCCGCGGGGGUCGGCGUGGGAGCCCCGCUGGGCGCGGCCGGCGUCAACCAGCGGAUGGACAGCUACGCGCACAUGAACGGGUGGACCAACGGCGGCUACGGGAUGAUGCAGGAGCAGCUCGGCUACCCGCAGCACCCGGGC